Molecule: messenger RNA, 3206 nt
Organism: Dreissena polymorpha
Lineage: Eukaryota; Metazoa; Mollusca; Bivalvia; Myida; Dreissenidae
Exons: 5
Coding region: 411-2327 (638 amino acids)
Source: RefSeq, a predicted model, not a curated record
AUUUAACUUUCGAUUUUUUUAUUAUUUUCGGAAAAUGUUAAUAAAUAGAACAUUAGUGAUUCGAGCUUUAAAUAGUAUUCUGUUUUAUACUCCACAGUCAUAUUGAGGUACUGGUAUAGUUUGGACAGGUGUAGUUUCAGAACAAGGUCGUUCACGAAGUAAUUUUGCUCCAUGGCUGACGUAAAGGACGAGAUAACAACCCUGAAGUGUGGCCCAUGCUUGUUCGAUGGCGACUCAGUGGAGCCAACGCAUUUCUAGCUAGCCAUUUUGAGGAAGUGGCCUGAUUUCUAACGGGAUAAGUUCGUUCGCUAACCCUCAACUGGGCUCGGACCACUGACCCCUGGAGUAAAAGUCUAACGCUUAGACCAGACUGACAUUAGUGCUCAUACAAUUAGGGUUAAUCUUUGUAAAUGGCCGACGUAAUCCAAGAAACAACUACACUGAAAUGUGGACCUUGUCUUUUUGAUGGAGACACAGUUGAGCCAAAACAUUUCUGUAUAAAUUGUCUUGAAUACCUGUGUCCUGGGUGUGCACGAGAACAUCGAAAGAACAAGUUAUCUCGUGAACAUACAAUACUUGACGACAGUGAAUUUACGCAGGAUGUUACACUAUUUGAAGAGAUGAAGAAACUGUCGUACUGUCCAAAACAUCCUAAUGUGGAAGUCGAUCAACACUGCGCAAGUCAUGAUGUUUUAAUAUGCACGUAUUGUUUACAGAAUGACCACAUGCUUUGUGAAGGGAUUACAAACCUUGCAUUUUCACUGGGAGAGAUAUCCAAAUCUAAAAACCAGGAUGAACUUAUUAAUGAUCUUAUGACGACAUGUACAGCGAAACAAACUGAAUUCUUUACCAAUUUCAAAGAAGCCCAAAUUAAUUUAAGUGCAGUUGAAUUUGAAAUUAACAGUUUUAUUCAGACAUUGAAAGAUGUUGUUCAGAAGCUUGAGAGAACAUUGAAUGAACAGUUUAAAAAAGUGACACAACAUUUUAAACAUUCUGAAGAAACGUUGUCAAAGAUUGUCAAGAAAGCAUCAUUUUACGAAACUAUGAAAACGAUAACGUCGAAGCAUGGCACAGCAAGACAGAAUAUUGCUUUAAACUUCAAAUUAGCUCUGUUACUUAAAGAACUGGAAUCAAAUGAUUCAAUUGAAUCCGUUUCUUCUAAACAAAUUCAAUUUUUAAAAUCAAACAAUUUCCAGGAUCUGAUUAGCGAGUUGGAUCAAUUCGAUGUUAUUUUGAGAUCUAAGAACGAAUGGGCCUCCGACAUUUGCAGUGAUGAAGAAUCCCUGUAUGAAGAUGCUUUGGACCUGCCUGAAACGAAUAAACGAGAUGAGGCGACGCAAGUAGAACAACUUAUGAUCGCACAUGAAUUGGGUCCGAAGAAGCCUUUGCACCGUUUGGAUGUAAAGCAUGACAAUAUACGAUUGUUGAAGAUUGAAAGCCAGAAGCCUGAAGAAGUAUUGUGUUCUAUAGUAGCACUUCACGUUUUAUCUGACGGAAGAAUAGUAUUAUUGCAACAAGGAAACAAUUUGAAACUACAUUCACGCACAUUACCAAUAAUCUCAAAACUCCAGUUGAAACACAAUGUUAAAGACAUGUGUAUUAUUGAUCAAAACAGACACGGAUUAUUUACAGUAGCUGUUUGCUUUGAACAAUCGCGAACAAUAACGUUCAUAGAACAUGAUGUCACAUUUCAGGAGAGGCACACUAUCCACUGCAGUAACAAUGUCGUUAGUAUAUCAAUGUAUGUUCACCAUUUGGUAGCCCUUGUCGAAACGAAGGGUUUAAAAUCAUCUUAUGAAAUUCAGCUUCUGGACAAAUCGACUGGUCACGCUUGUUACGCGUUUGAUGAAUUCAAAGGAAUAAAUUACAAACACAACUGGCAUGGAACAGAUGUGGCAAUUGACAGGCCUACACGAAUAUAUGCAUGCACAACCACUUUGAAACUUAUAUUAGCCGAUGCAAUUACAGUUUACAUCUUUAAGGUUGAAGAUGGUGAUUGUAAACACCAAACAUUGUGUGCAGUAGGCCAAUGCGUGUGGAAAUAUAUUGAAGCGUUCAACUAUAUUGAUCCGUACAGCAUAACACCUAAGCUUAACAAUAUAAGAGAUGUUAAAUGUGAUUCACAAGGAAAUGUGUUAGCUUUAACAAAGUCAGAUUUAUAUCAGAUACGUCAGCCUUACGGCAAUUUCAAUUUGCGAUGUCUUAUUUCUGGUUGCCGAACCGCUGCUGCAGUGGCGAUAGACGAGUACAGUCAGAGUAUAGUGUUAGGCCAUCAGAAUGCAGAUCGUGCGCACGUGUAUAGCUACAGCUUUCCUACAGACAAAUGAUGUUUCUGCAAUGUUUUAUACUCGAAACAAAGCUUACACAUUUUGUCUCAUGUUGUACGUAGAUUGUAUUAAGAAAUUAUGGUAUUUAUUGUUUGACACAUUGUAGUUGCGUGUCAAGUAAGUGUGAAUGCGCAUGUGUUGAAGUUCAUUCGUGGUAUUGUGUAACAAGGAGACAAUCACACAUGGAGGUAAAAGGAUCGAAUUUGGAAUUUAAAAUGUUAAUAUCUGAACAUCCCUUUACGUUUUAACAUUUUUCCAUUACCCCACCUUAGAUGAUGUGUGUAUUCAUAGAUAAUCAUACAAUUAUUGUUUGUAUAGCAUGUAUAUAAUUUUGCAAAUUUACUUUGUCAGUGAAUUAACAACCGCCUUACGAGAUGAAUCAGUAUAUCAGCUAUCAGUGUACAAUCAUUGUUGUAUCUGAUACUUAUAUUUUGCCACAUUUACUUAUCCGGUAAAGCAUAUAACCACACAUAUGUACAUUCACACAUAUUUAUCUUCAAUUUCGUGCAUGUGUCAUAUAUAGAUAUUGUAUCAAACGUUUUUACUUUUUAGGGACAGUGUGCAUUGAAGUUUUGCAGAAAUACAUAGAUGUAUCUCUACUGAUAUUGUGUACAUAUCGUAAACUUUGGUAUUUGUAAGAAAAUAUUGAAAUAAAAAAUAAACGCCAUGUACAUAAAAUCGUGCAUUAACAUAUGUAAAUGUAUGUCUCCUAAAUUGUGCAUAGGGUGUCAAUGUUGAAAAAACAUGUUAGAAAGUUCAUUAUAUGUAUAUUAAAGCUCAUUAUAUGUAUAUUGUAUGUGACUCCAUUCACUUUGUUCAUAUAUCAUUGUUUGUAAUCUCACAACAUUCGACUGACCAGAUUAAACCAUCGAUUCCUCG